GUCAUUACGUCAGUCUGCAUCCGAACCGAGACCCAGUCGCAGCCAUUUUACUCCGCGAAAUAAACUUCAAUCUCUCAGCUUGAGAGAGGGGGAGAAAAACUGCGAAAACACCGCGGACGGUUCCGCCGACUCCAAUGGAUACGUGAGACAGAGCUCGGACGUUUUCGGAUUUCAUGUCUUCCCAGUUCGAUUUGACUCCAUGGCUUAGCGUGACUCUGCACAGCAGUUAACCCAGACGUCUCUCUCCUCCGUCCCUUGCUGUCCUCUGCUACCAACGGUAGCAGCGAGACAUAACACAAAGGGACGGUCACCUAUACCCUUGUUGCUUGUGUGAAACCCUCCCCAACCCCUCUCCUGAGGCAGGAUGGAGCCCCAGGCUUACCACUUGCUUGGUGCAGAGGGGGAUUGUGGGGUGUUGAGUCUGCUGGUGCCCAGUCCACAGAGCGAGGCGGUGACCCACGAGAUGGAGGAGCUGUCGCUGCAGCCCGCACCGAAUCUACCUUCACUCAGCGAACGCAAAAAUGUCCUGCAGUUGAAGCUUCAGCAAAGGCGAACCCGGGAACAGCUGGUGGACCAGGGCAUAAUGCCACCUCUCAAAAGCCCAGCAGCUUUCCAUGGGCAGAUUCGCAGCUUGGAGAGAGCCAGGACUGAGAAUUUCCUGAAGCACAAGAUCCGUAGUCGCCCAGAGAGAGCAGAGCUGGUCAGGAUGCACAUCCUACAGGAGACUGGAGCGGAGCCCUCACUCCAGGCCACGCAGAUGAAGCUGAAGAGGGCCCGGCUGGCCGACAACCUGAACGAAAAGAUCGCCCAGAGACCCGGCCCAAUGGAGCUGGUGGAAAAGAACAUCAUCCCAGUGGAUUCCAGCCUUAAACAAGCCAUCAUCGUGGGCCAGGUGAAUUACCCUAAGGUAUUGGAUGAAGACAGUUGUGAAGCCCUGUCCCCGGAUCAGCCAGCCAGUCAAGAGUCUCAGAGUUCUGCACCUUCACCAGGAGAGAUCAAAGCCCCAGAGACGCCUUCUCCUGCUCCUGCUCCAGCACCACCACCAUCGCUCCCCAGCACCAUACUGCAGACCUUCCCAAUCUCUAAACAAGCAACUUCAAACAUUGUGCAAGUGAUUUCUGCCAAUGAGAUUCUGGCCAACCGCGCAACUUCUACCCCUGCUCCCUCGAAACCAGGCCCAACACUGAUCAAACAAAGUCAGCAGAAGACGUCCUCAGAGAAAAGUCGCAGUAAGAAGGGCAAAGAGUCGAGGCCCAGGGUGAAGAAGCUCAAAUACCACCAGUAUGUUCCUCCAGACCAGAAGCAGGAGACCAGCGAAGAACCAAUGGACUCCUCUUAUGCCCGACUACUGCAGCAACAGCAGCUGUUCCUCCAGCUGCAGAUCCUCAGCCAGCAACAGCAGCAGCACUACAACUACCAGACCAUUCUACCAGCACCACUCAAACCUGUGGCAGAGGGUCAGAGCAGCGCUGCCAGCAGCCUGCCAACCUCUAUUGUGGUGUCUCUUCCCACUGCCCCUCCACCUCCCUCGCUCACCACAGCUCGGCCAAAUAAUUCACUGUCAAACCGCAAGCCGGGAGUCUUACCUGCCAACCUGGAGGAGAUGAAGGUGGCGGAGUUGAAACUGGAGCUAAAGCUGCGAAGCCUUCCCGUGUCAGGGACAAAGACUGAUCUGAUCGAAAGACUUAAGCCUUUCCAGGAAAUUCCUGCCACAUCUGCUCCUCCUACCACUACCACCUCCAUCCCCAUGGAGGUCACCACUGCCUCUAACACCAUCACCACCCCUGCCAUAGUUUUCCCUAUCAAGCAGGCGGCUCCAGAGAGCGCGCACUCGACACCACCAGUCUCACCCAAUCCGCCUGAAGCCUCCACCCUGCAGCAGGAUGUGAGCAUGUGUGAGGCACCUACUGAAGCACAGACGGUGAGCUGCGGCACAGCAGCUCCAUGGUCUUCACCUCCUCCGUCCAGUCACGUGCCGGAGGAAAAAGAUCGGAGGCUCCAUGAGAAGGAGCGGCAGAUAGAAGAGUUGAUGAGGAAGCUGGAGCAAGAGCAGAAGUUGGUGGAGGCGCUGAAGAUGCAGCUGGAGGUGGAGAAGAGAGGCCAGGGUGGCUGCGUUCCUGACUCGGUAUCUCCCAAACUCAGCUCAGUCCCUCCUGUCCUGAAUUCAAAUGUAGUAAAAAUGGAGGGCGCGGUUUUGUCAAACUGUUCGUCCACCGCUGCUAGUAUCCCAAACUCUAUCAUAGGCUCCCACACUCUCUCUAGCCCCCGACCAACUAUGGUGAAGUUGGAGGAUGUGACUGUUUCUGCUGGCAAGCCCAUCCAGCUCAUGACAAAAAUCCAGCCCCAAGCCCCGCCCCAAGGAAGCACGAGCCCACAGGUGCUCCAGCACCAACAGAGAAGUCCCAAACUCCAGACUCGGCCCCAGUCCCAGCCCACAGCCGCCAGCCUGCAGCAGUUCUUCAUUAGCCACCCAGGUGGAGUCUCCCAGGUGCUGGGUCAGCCUCAGACCCUUUUAACCACGUCAAGGCAACCUCAGACUCUGCUGACCACUACUGGCCAGGCUGGGACUCAGAUCCUCCUCCCAGUGUCACUUCCCAACAAUGCUACUGCAAUCCAGUUGCCAAGGACCACUGUCAGCCUGCAGCCUGUUCUUCAGGCCACAGUCUCAAAUCCAGGUCUGAUACAGGCCUCAGUUCCUCAGCUGCAGAGCACUAAGAUGGACACAGCUCCUAGUCAGCAGAUAGCAGGCCACAACCCACUGCUUCAGACUCUGACAAUGUGCAAUAAUACUACUGGUUUGGAGAACCAGACUAGACCCGAGAUAAAUCCCCAGAGUUUCCUCAGACGCUCCCCAGAAACCAGGGUCUCUCCACGGGCUUCACCAAACCGCCACAUUGCCAACGGAUCUCUUCAUAAGGUAUCAGAGCAGCGUAAAUGCCAGAGUUCUCCCUCUCCCCAGCCUGCCUUUAUCCUCCAGCCCACCGCUCUCAUGACUCAGCCUCCAAAGACACGAGAGCCUCCCCGCUACGAGGAGGCCGUCAAACAGCGCCGCAACAUGCACGUCAACAAUGCCUCGCAGGUUCCUACGACAACCAGCCAGCAAAUGGAUGACUUAUUUGACAUUCUCAUACAGAGUGGAGAAAUCACACCAUUCAUCCAGCAGGAGCCCCCAGUGUCUCUCAGUAAGACUCUCCCAGUCACAGCCAGUAUCACCACCCUGCCCGUCAACACUGCCCUCUGCAGACCUCCUCCACAGAUCCAUUUGGCCCCUCCGCCCAGUCUGAGCCCUGUUGUUGACCCCAGCCUGGCCAGCCUCUCCUCUCUGGCUACAGACAAUCAGCUGGAGGACUUUCUGGAGAGGACACUGGCUGACACAUCGCCGGCCUCGGACCUGCGCACGCGGGGCCUGAUGGAGGAGCUUCAAGCUCAGCUGAUGGAGCAGCAUCCCUACUCACCCAUGGACACGUCAGACCUGUCCUUCUGCGAUUCCUCCUCACCGCCGUCAAUUAACAUGGGUCUGUCUGACCCGGCACUGGAUAAUAUGGAGUGGCUGGACCUCACCAUGCCGCCUGGACCUGCAGGGGCACUCACACCACUGGGGAUCCCAACAGACUUCCUGGAUACCCAAGAUCUGCAGCUGCACUGGGACUGAUGGAGGACGACAGCUGAGCAGCAUCUGAGCCGGGAGUGAAGGAUGGAUGGAUGAAAAGAUGAAGACCGUGGCAGCCAUAAAAGGGUUUGAGUUUAAAGACUUCAAAGGAAACAGAAGGUGAAUAUAUCACUCUUAAUAGUACAUCCAUACCAUCUGUAAUAUUCCCACUAUACUACAGGAGAUACCUUGUACAGGCAGCACACUGAUGAAGCUGAACUACAAGCAGGAUUUAAAAGAAGGUCUGAAAUGUCAUCACUAAGGUGAUGGAGAUGAAGGGAUUUUUAACAGAGAAGACUUUCAGUGGCGGUUUACGGAAAGAAGGGAGACGGAGCCAAAUGUAGACAAUUAAGCAUGAACUGUUUGUAAAUACUGUUCACACCACACUAAAACAAUGCCACGUUCUCUCGGAGAACUCGAGUCGUGCUGAAGGCUGAGAUUACCCAGUCAUUCCUACCGGAGGUGUUGCAGGUUGGCUUCCCAGUAGCUGUGUUUACAUGUGCAAAAUUCCCAAAAGAUUCCUUUUUCCGAUUGGAGUUUUUUAAAAAUUCCGUCGUUUGCAUGGACGCGAAAUUAAACGACCGCGUUGUGGUCCGCGUACACAACACAUCCUUCAAGCAUUCCGUCAGAACGGACUAUUUUGACGUUAGCGCAGUGUAUAUACGCUGCAUGUGUCCGCUCAUCCUCUAGCUGUCGAUGUCAUUUUCCUCCUCUUCUGCGUCUUUGACAAAACGGAAACACGUCUCAUUUGCGUGGAACAGACACCAAACCAGUAAGUCCUGAUCAGAUCGCCAUAUACAGUACCAGCCCUCUCAAUUGGAAUUCAAUUUGUGUCAGAAUUCCCGAUCAGGCCUUUAUUCUGAUUAAUCGUGUCCAUGUAAACAUAGCUACUGACUCCUGCAUCUGUUUACUGUGUGAGCACAGUAACAGUGCGCAGAUGCAUCUGUAGGUGUAGUGAUUCGAAGGCCUUUGUCCCACUGAGGCUCACUGUGCCAUACCGGGUUAUAAAAGGUGGUAGUUGCUGUGGUAAAUGUAGUUUGGAUCAAAAAUAUGUUGGAUUAUACACUUCAGGUGUUGAAUUUUUCAAGGAUGUAAGUGCAACCGCUUAUCCAAGAAACACUUAAGACUAAACCGGUUUAUAGAAGAUAUUUGAGAAGGUGUUGGACAGUCAAAUCAAUCCGUUUACCUUUAUGGUGUAAUGUCAUCUCAGAGGCAACUUUAAAAACUGUCCUAACUGAGGUCCACACUGGUCCAGCCUCCUACAUACUGUAGAAUGUUUUGUUUCCUGACUAAUCUGAUAUGCUGUAUCAGACGUGACUGUUUUUCCGCUGAUUCACCGCGGCCAUUUUGGGUCAAGCUGAUGAACCAGUGACUCUAAAGAACAAAAGACUGGACUCCAGUCGGACGAUGAGAGGAGGCAGCUCCUCCGACCACAAGUUGAGAGCUAUGCACUAAAGAGGCCGAGGGACAGAACGACGAGCCUCAUUCACCUCAGAACAAGGAAAUGUGAACUCUGCAUAUCCAAGGUGAUUGUUAAUACAGAGUGAUCGAAACGAUCGAGUGGCCGAUCGCUCGCGUGAUACUGCAGUUGUUGGCCAAGUCUCUUACUUUUGAAUGUACUUUUUGAAGAAGAAAAAGAAAAAACAAAAAACAGGAAUUAACUUACAAAGUUGGCAGCUUUUUUUUUUUUGGGUCUGAUAAUAAACUGACAGAAACAGCAGAAAGGGAACAAAACAACAUUUUACGAGACACACAUAUGUAGUAUGUGUUAACUCUGUGACGCUGCAAGAAAGAUGUCUUUGGAGAAAAUGAGCUUUAUAUCCAGCUUUCCUAUAAUACCCCUGCACUUUGUGUACGUAUGUGGGUGGGAAAUAACUGCAACACUAGCCGAUCAACUUCAGUCUACUUUACCAGCUUCUUUAACUCGAGACCAAACAUCAUCUAGGGGAUCUUUGGCUGGUGAAAUAGUCUGAUGGUGACGCAUCAGCUGCUGCGGCCUGUAGACAAAGUUAGUUUCCUGAUCGUGUGUGUGUGUGUGUGAGAGCGAGCGUGAGAGAGAGAGAAGUAAGCAUGUUGAUUUAUGGGUGGAUGUGCGUGUGUGCGUCUGUGUACGUGUGGAAUUGUCUUCCUGUCUCUUGCAUGAACAUCUGUGCGUCUCCGUGUGCAUGAUUGUGUUCACGUUUAAUCUCUGGCUGUUUCUCGCUCCCUCGCAGCCACCGCCGCCGCCCUCCUCCGUCGUAUGACGUCGCUAAUAAUCUAUGAAAAUCUAAUUCUUUACGCUUGAUUCUUGCGUAUUCUAUACUUCAGAAGGCUUCUGAUGACUGUUGUAAAUCUGUGUUCAUUCAGUGUGCUACAGUCAGAAAUGCACAGACGCCUUUGAGGGCUUGGCUCCCUUUUUAAAGUCGUCAUAAAUACUCAGUAUUUUUGUUUUCAAUGGAUUGCAUCAUAUCCCACUAAAUGUUUCCUAUCAACUCUAAAUAAUGACACUGAUUUAUGACGGUUGUUUUUUGU
Molecule: messenger RNA, 6160 nt
Organism: Solea senegalensis (Senegalese sole)
Lineage: Eukaryota; Metazoa; Chordata; Actinopteri; Pleuronectiformes; Soleidae
Gene: mrtfba
Product: myocardin related transcription factor Ba
Exons: 17
Coding region: 365-3652 (1095 amino acids)
Biological process (GO): smooth muscle cell differentiation
Source: RefSeq, a predicted model, not a curated record